Beta vulgaris subsp. vulgaris (sugar beet) is the source of this 4615-nucleotide messenger RNA. Its product is annotated as pentatricopeptide repeat-containing protein At2g03380, mitochondrial. Gene Ontology annotation, cellular component: intracellular membrane-bounded organelle. The record is from RefSeq and is a predicted model, not a curated record. Bases 257 to 2428 code for a protein of 723 amino acids. Gene Ontology annotation, biological process: RNA modification. The transcript is spliced from 5 exons. Gene Ontology annotation, molecular function: protein binding; RNA binding. Lineage: Eukaryota; Viridiplantae; Streptophyta; Magnoliopsida; Caryophyllales; Amaranthaceae.
UCAAUAAUUUCAUAUCUCAAAUUUUGUAAGCAAUACAAAUGCCGAAUGCGAUGGAAGAAAAUAAAAAUGUAGAAACUCCAUAUUAUUGCAUACAAGUUUGGGAACCGUAAUUAGUAAUCCAUGUUAGGCACUCGGUGGUCCAACUAGUACCGUAAAAAACCGGCAAGAACUUCGUCCGAGUAGAGCAGAAUGCUUAUAUGCUAAAUUGCUAAUCACUCAAUUCAGCCGCAUACCAUCCGUCCCGGCACCUGCGUGGAUGAUUAUGAAUCAAUUAUUCUCCUAUUUGUUGAAGCAAAUUCCUGCUUUCUUUAGUAAGAGCCCACAUCAGCGGAGGGCGUUUUCCCUUCCUUCCUUCCAACAUCUACAACCUUCUUCUUCAGUGCACUCCACCACUCACCAAACAGUUCAGCAGACUAAAGAUUCAAUGCGUUUUAUUUCCUCAAACCCAGCUUACCUUCUCCUGGGUACCUGCAAAAAUUUCCAAUCUGUCCUAAAAGUUCAUGGUUUACUCAUAGUUCAUGGUCUAGCUGAUGACCUUCUUUCCCUCACUAAAUUGGUCAGUUUGUAUGGUUCUUUUGGGUAUAUGAGGCUUGCGCGUAAGGUGUUCGAUAGAAUUCUUUACCCAGAUCUUUAUUCAUUUAAAGUUAUGAUUAGAUGGUACUUUUUGAAUGAAUUGCACUUUGAAACAGUUUUGUGCUACAAACGUUUGCAGAAAUGCUUGAGAGAAACUGAUGAUAUUGUGUUCUCUAUUGUGUUGAAGGCCUGUUGUCAGUUGAGGGAUAUUUGUGAGGGAAGGAAAGUACAUUGCCAUAUUGUCAAGGCAGGGAGUCCUGAUAGUUUUGUGCUCACUAGUUUAGUAGAUUUGUAUGCUAAAUGUGGGGAGAUUGACUCUGCUCAGAUUGUUUUCGAAGAGAUAGAGGAUAGGAAUGUAGUUUCCUGGACUUCAUUGAUCACAGGAUAUGUGCAGAAUGAUUGUUCUGAAGAGGGUUUGAUGUUGUUUAAUAGGAUGAGGGAAAGUAUUGUUGAUGGAAAUCAAUUUACGUUUGGGAGCUUACUAACGGGCUGUGCGAAGUUGAGAGCUUUGCAUCAAGGAAAGUGGCUUCACGGGUAUGCUGUCAAAGCUGGGAUCAAUCAAGAUGCCUUUUUGGCAACCGCCCUUCUAGAUAUGUAUGUCAAAUGUGGUAGCAUUAUAGAUGCACGUUUUGUAUACGAUGAGAUAUGUACUACUAAUGAUAUAAUCUCUUGGACUGCUAUGAUAGUUGGGCACACUCAAUGUGGUCAGCCCACUGAGGCCUUGAAGUUAUUUACAGAGAAGAGGCGAGCUAAUAUUUUUCCCAAUUCCAUGACCAUAGCUAAUGUACUUUCAGCCUGUUCUCAACUCGGAGAUUUGAGUAUGGGCAGGUCGGUUCACUGCCUUGCAAUUUUUCAUGGUUUAGAAGAUGUUAAUGUCAAACAUGCUCUCAUUGACAUGUACGCAAAAUGCAAUCGGCUUAAAGAUUCUCGUUAUAUUUUUGAUUCAAUACACGCCAAGAAUGUGAUUGCUUGGAAUUCAAUAAUAUCAGGAUAUGCUCAAAAUGGUUAUUCUCUUGAAGCCCUUAAACUCUUUCAUCAAAUGACAUUAGAAUCUGUGUCUCCAGAUGCAGUAACAUUGGUUGGUGUCAUCUCUGCUUGUGCCUCUAUCAGUUCUAUUAAAGUUGGUUCUUCUUUGCAUGCUUUUCUAAUCAGGGAAGGUUUGUCAUCUGUUAACACCUAUGUUGGCACGGCACUUUUGAAUUUGUAUGUUAAAUGUGGAGAUAAGAUAUCUGCACGUAAAGUUUUUGAUGAGAUGGGAGAGAAGAAUGAAGUGACAUGGAGUUCAAUGAUAAGGGGUUAUGGAAUGCAUGGUGAUGGUGAGCAAUCUGUUGUAUUGUUCAACAAUAUGUUGAGCGAAAAUGUUGAGCCCAAUGAAGUCACGUUUACAGCUCUUUUAUCAUCAUGCAGUCACACAGGAAAUACAGGGGAAGGAUGGAAAUGUUUCACUUCUAUGUGUCGGGAGCAUAACUUUGUGCCGAGCAUGAAACAUUAUGCAUGUAUGGUGGACAUAUUAGCUCGUGCAGGAAAACUAGUGGAAGCUGUUGACUUCAUAGAGACGAUGCCUUUGCAGCCAGAUAUCAGUGUCUUAGGAGCAUUUGUCCAUGGAUGUGGCCUCCAUCAGCAGUUUGAACUCGGAGAGAUUGCAGCGAGGAGAAUGUUGGAUAUGCAUCCUAAUGAAGCUUGUUAUUAUGUGCUUCUCUAUAAGUUAUAUGCUUCGGAUGGAAGAUGGGACAAGGCAAAUGAAAUCAGAAAGCUCAUGAAGCAAAGAGGGCUGAGCAAGUCACCUGGUUGGAGUUCCUCAGAGAUGGCUACUUGCUAUGAGCUUCCGUCCUUACAAAUAUGUUCUGCUAACUAAUCAGUUACUAACUUAAAGGCGGAUAAUUGCACUGACAACAAGGUGAUUAAGAAUUUGUGGUGACAAUUUAUAGAGCUUGCUCGUCACUAAACAUGCAACACCUCAAACAUAAACUAGUAGCUCUCAUUUGGCUGAACCUUAUUUUCAUGAUAUAAAUAUGCAUGAUUCAAGAGUCAGGUUGGAGGCAUACAUGAUUCACCAACUUCAAUAUAGUCAGCAAAUAUUUCGUUGUUCCAGUUUUGAUGAAGGCUUUCACUGCAAUUUACAACAACACUGCAAAGAUCUGCCCUUUUCUUUUCGCCUCUUCUUUUGCACGAAGAACGUCAUUGGCUCACUUCACGCUGCUUGAUGCAUCGUCACUUCAAUUAAGCAGGAAGAAGAAGUCCGCUAGAACGACAAACAUGUAAUACUUAUCAGAUAUGACUUUGGGAAAGUUGAAUCUGCACUUUCUGAUAUCUGCACUUGUAUUUUGAAGCUUCUUGAUUCCAAUCCUAUUCCUACUGCCACUGUGAGUGAAUGUGAGGUCUUUAACAUGAAGAUGAAAGGCGAUUACCAGCAAGGAAAUCUAUGCACUCCUAAAGGUCUGCUCAGAAUCACUCAUCAAAAAUAACAGUGCACCCAGAAACAAACGAUGGGAGGGCUGGGAACAUCACUCAUCGAAUUAUUCGUAGUUCAUGUUCUUGACGGGAACACCACAGAGGAUACCUUCUGCUUUGUUCAGUCCCUUAUCAACUGCAACCAUUAUUGCUUAGCUGAAUUUUCGAAGAAGAUCGCUUUGCAUAACCAGAACUCUAAAAAGACCAGCCCUGUAAUUAGUUAAUUUUUGGAAUUUUAGAAGCUAUAAGGAGGUUGCUUUAGACCAUCAUUUGUCUGCUCAUAUCAAGUGGUUCCUUCUUGCUCAGUUAUAUUAAGUUCCUUAAUGGGAGUCAGCUGCGUUUGUUUGGUUUGGGUACAACAGCUAUUUAUCCAGAUUAUGUUAUCUGUGAUGAUAUGCUCAUUUGGAUCUGUAGUUGCAAGGUAUUCUUAUCAAAUGUAAAUUUUCAGGUAUUUCAUGGCUUUUUUUUGUGCUCUGGUACAAAAAAAGUCCAUUGGGUGCUAAACUAUGCUUUAGGUGCAUCAUCUGUUGAUAGAAAGGUUUUGUUGGAGGUAGAUUUUAUUGGUUUCCUGUUAUUGUCUUGCAAACUAUACUAAGUCAGUCUGGUAUUCCCAUCACUAGCAUCAGACCCUUUGUCACUGCCUCUGCUAAGAUGAAAGAACCAUAUUGUAAAAAAUAAAAAAUAAAUAUGGAGAAAUAAUGUAAGAAAUGUGGAAGAUCGAUGAAGGUGUCGAUAUGCAACUUUCUGCACCAUCAGCUGAUUGAUUGCAUCGACAAACUGUUGAUGAAGAUCAGGCAUCCCUUUACACCUAGGCUUUGUAUAAAUAGAUAAAACUAAGUUCCUAUCUUGAGUUGGCAUAUUUUGAAGAUGACCUAUAUUUGUUCAGGUUUUAUGGAGGAAUGUAUGUAUAUCUGACUCUUCUAGCUAUGUUUGUCCUAUAUUCUUACUCCACAUCUGGAAACUUUGUAAGUGGGGCGGUAAAAGGCCCAUGAGCUGGGGACGCUCUCCGUCUCUUUUCUCUCCUGUCCUUCCUCUCAACUCCCCUGAAAGAAAGUUAAUAUCAUUUUUUUUUUCAAUAUACAGUUUUCAACUUGUAUAUUCUCUACUGUUUCCUUUGACUUGAUUAUGCUGCUUGUAAUUAUAGGCCUUUUAAUAUGUUCUUUUUUCUUCUCUCUGUCUCCUGUUAUUUUAGAAAGUCGAGCUCUUUCAAGAUAUACUAUGCGUCAAUGCAUAUAUUAGCCUUGAGGUUUGCCUUAUCUCAACUUCUUAAUCGUUAGUCAUAUAGCUGUGCUCAAACAGCAUUCCUAUGGUAGAAUGAUGGCUUCAUAUUUUGCGUUCUCUAUUGCUAGGUGUACUGUACGAUUGCAGGUGAGGCAACAAAUAUUCUUAUUAGUGCAAUCUAGGCAAAACAGAGUUGUAAAUAUAUCGCUACUUGUCAUUCGUUGCUCUAUUUGAAUGGCGUAGCUGCUUCAUGUUUUUAUAUUGUAACUAGUUAUUAGGCCCGGGCAAGAAAAAAUUUCAUUUAUUAAUAUAAUACUUUAUGAUAAUAACACUAAAUACAAUUUAGCUUAGUGGUUAAAACUUUAGUAUA